GUAGUAAUUUUAUUCAUGAUAUUCUGGCCUCAGAAAACCAAUCCCCAACGCCCAGGCGCUCUCCCCUUUGGCUCCCUCCUUCGCGGGUAGCAAAGUAGCAGAUGAUUGGAUGAUGGCUAUCACAAUGAACUCCCCGUUGAAUUUCGGCACGGCGGUAAGAAUCCCAAGUGUCCAAGGAUAUUCAGCAGGGUGCAAUCAGCCUUCAGUAUGGAUGAAACCUCCUCAUGGGAAGGUAAACUUUGUUGAGAUUCCAUUUAGGCUAUGUCUUGGGCCAAAGAGGUACAAAAAAGAUGUUAGAUGGCGCAAAGUCCCUUCGGCAACAGAUAGUAAUAAGGCAGCUGCAGAACCAAACACCACAGACUCUGCAAAUACUGAAACAACUGUAACCAACAAUCAGCUCCCAUCAUCUAAUGUUCAGCUUGAUGUGAAUGGUAGUGGCAAAACCUCCCCUAAAAUGCAGGAGCCCACACCAAAAAGAUCACCUUUGACAGCAAGGGAGAAGCUAAGGGCGGCGCGUGUCCUCAGUAAAUAUGCAGAAUCGCAGCCUUCCAAACCAAAACCUGGUAGUACAGUAUUGGAUGCAUUAAGAGAGAGCGAUAAAGGUAAGAAAAGGUCUGGCCUCCCAGAAGCUCCCACAGAUCUAUUAGAUGAUAGCAAGCGUGGGCUUCCAAAGCAAGGAUUGACCUUUGAUCUGCCUGGGGGCACCGAUCUGUUCCUCAUUGUCUUCUCUUUCGUCUUCAUUAGCACAGUCAUGUUUGCGACAACUUACGUUGUGUGGAGAUCCGGUGCUAUACAUUUUAAUGAAUACUGAAGAGGAAGCAGCCUCUAUACUCAAAACAGUGGAAGCAACCUUGCAGUUCUCUUCAUAUCCUGAUAGCUGUUUGAAAGCAAAAUAAUAGGAGAGGUGAUGGCAAGUACAAUACUACUCAGUAACAGAUUGUUUGUAAUGCAUUGGUGCUUGUCUGUAGAAUCAUUUUAGGCCAUUGUGAGUUGCACAAGUACUGGCUUUACAAUUCUUUACAAUUCUAUUGCUUAAGAUGGCAGUGUGUCUGCGAAAAGAGAGUAAUUGUAAAUUUUACUCGACCUUUUGCA
Molecule: messenger RNA, 1092 nt
Organism: Phoenix dactylifera (date palm)
Lineage: Eukaryota; Viridiplantae; Streptophyta; Magnoliopsida; Arecales; Arecaceae
Cellular component (GO): chloroplast thylakoid membrane
Source: RefSeq, a predicted model, not a curated record